Messenger RNA from Cadophora gregata, 1653 nucleotides. RefSeq lists its product as uncharacterized. Gene Ontology annotation, biological process: transmembrane transport; carbohydrate transport. Bases 1 to 1653 code for a protein of 550 amino acids. The transcript has 4 exons. The record is from RefSeq and is a predicted model, not a curated record. Gene Ontology annotation, cellular component: membrane. NCBI's taxonomy places the organism in Eukaryota, Fungi, Ascomycota, Leotiomycetes, Helotiales, Ploettnerulaceae. Gene Ontology annotation, molecular function: carbohydrate:proton symporter activity.
AUGGCGGCCACCGACGACUCCAAAGCUCCAAACGAGAAGGCCACUAAGAUUGACAGCCGCCAGGAUGAACACAUUGAGGCUGCUCUCAAGCCAGAUGAAUUUACUGCUGAUGCCGCAGCGAAGGGUCAGGCCAGGACUGGUUAUGAAACCAUCAGCCUUUGGGACACAGUCAAGACCUUCAAGAUCGCCACCGGCUGUUGCUUCGCUGCCGCUUUCAGCGCUGGUGCCGACGGAUACCAGAUGGCCAUGAACGCGAGUAUCAUCGCCAACAAAGGUUUCGUCCAACAGUUUGCAACUUCCAUGGACAAGAAUGGCAAAUUGUUUCUGGAGUCCGGGACUAUCAGCAGCUGGAGCGCAACCCAGAAUUGUGGACAGGUCCUUGGCCAGACGGGCAUCGCAUUCGUCAAUGGUCGGUUUGGACGUAAGAUCGGAAUGUACGUUCUGUGGACUCUGAUCAUGGUCAGCGUCUUGGUCGAAACAUUUGCAAGGAACUGGAAGGUCUGGCUUGUGGCCAAGCUCUUCGCUGGUAUGGGUGUAGGCGCUAUGCAGGCUACUAUCCUGGGAUAUAUCAGCGAGGUGGCACCAGUGCGCGUUCGUGGAAGUAUGCUCAUGCUGUACUCUUUCUGGUGGACUUUGGGCUCCUUCUGUACCCACGUCGCCUUGCAAAGACUCAAUCGCCGGGACGCAUACGACUACCUUACCCCUAUUUACACCCAAUGGGCUCAUGUCGGCAUCAUGGCUAUCAUCUACGUCUGUCUUCCCGAAUCGCCUGCUUGGUGUGCAAGUGUUGGCAAGGAAGAGAAAGCUAAGAAGUACUUGAAGCUCAUCCAUAGGGAUGUGAAAGACUACGAUGUUGAGUACCAGUAUCAAGUCAUGGCCUUGAACAUCGAGCAUGAACGUGCUAUCGCCGCCGAACAACGUAACGAGAGUUGGGUUGCUAUCUUCAAAGGUGUCGAUGGACGACGGACCAUCACCGCUCUUUGGGCAAUUGUUUCACAACAGUUCCUGGGCUUGGCUCUUUUUGGUACCUUUGGCACUUAUUUCUUCCAGCAGGCUGGCCUGGCAGACCCUUUCAAAAUCAAAGCCAUCACGUCCUCUUUGCAGAUUGUCACUGUCCUAAGCGCCGUCAUCCUCGUUGACAAGUUUGGUCGCCGGCUUAUGGCUUGCUGCUCAACUACAUUGAUGUGGAUCGCAUGCCUUGUUGUUGGUAUUCUUGGUGUUGCUCCUGAGAGCAAUGCGACGACAUAUAUUUUCGUUUUAUUUGCCUGUUUCUGGAACAUUGGUAUUGCUGGCAACGGCGCUGCGGGUUGGGGCUACAUUGGCGAGAUAUCAUCCCAGCGUCUGCGACCCUAUACCUCCGGUUUCGCUGCCUCCGCAAACUCUAUUAGUGGCCUUAUCAUGUCCGUUCUGACGCCGUAUAUGGUCAACGCGCACAAAUGGAACUGGAGAUAUAAGACGGGCUUCUUUUACGCUGGUGUUGGUGCCAUUUGGGUUGUUGGGAGCUGGUUGAUCAUUCCGGAAACAGCAGGUCGCUCUGCCGCCGAAUUGGACGAGUUGUUCGAACGUAAGAUCAAGGCCUGGCGAUUCAAGAAGACCGAGACGGCUACUCAGCGCCUUGUCAAGAGCGAGCAGGAGGAAAUCGAGCGUUCCUGA